Messenger RNA from Osmia lignaria (orchard mason bee), 1644 nucleotides. The record is from RefSeq and is a predicted model, not a curated record. Lineage: Eukaryota; Metazoa; Arthropoda; Insecta; Hymenoptera; Megachilidae.
AUGUCCCUUGUUAACGUCACACUAUUUCUAAUAGUCAUUAACGAUGCCUGCAGAAUCACUGAACCCCCCGUUAUCACAAGAAUAUUUGCGGAUGAUAUCACCAUCAUAUGUAAAGGGAAAUCUCUCAACACCUCCCAACAUACGAUACAAUCGGCUCUUAACAAACUACACGACUGGUCUAAAAAUAACGGUCUUAAAUUCACAGCCACCAAGACGGAAUGUAUCUUGUUUUCCAACCACCACGAAGCCCAGAUGCCUGUGUUGAAACUUGGAACGAACUUACUACGAUCUGUCACAUGCACAAAACUAUUAGGAGUAUUUUUCGACUCCAAGCUCACAUGGAGCAACCACAUCAACAACCUUGCUGAUAACUGCAAGCAGAGAAUCAAGAUAAUUAAAUCCUUGGCACACAACAAUUGGGGAGCAGAUAAAACCGUCCUCUUACAAGCUUACAAAGCGAUCGUCCGGUCCAAAAUAGACUAUGCAUCUGUAAUAUACGACUCUGCUAAACCGAACCUACUAAGAAAACUCGAUGUAAUCCACAAUAUGGGAUUAAGAAUAGCAACGGGAUCAUUUCAUACAAGCCCCAUCGGAAGCAUAAUGAUAGAAGCUGGCAAAACAUCGUUGCAACAUAGAAGAAAACUUCUAAGUAUAAAAUAUGCCGCAAGGGCCUCAACAUCUACAAAUCCGAUCAUUUACGGUGACAUUUUCUCAAGAAACCGGCAUCAAGCAGAACACCAAGCUGGUAAAAUCACCUCCAGCCAAAGAAUUAAAAGCUAUCUAAGCGAACUUGAAUUCAGUCUACCAGACAUGGAAAAAUCCAGGUUCCACAACGCCCCCCCAUGGACACUAAAUGCACUCGGCCUCGACCUAUCACUUGUAGGAAACAAAAAAGAGGAGCUAACUACAGAGGAAUGGAAAAGACGGUUUAACACCCUCUGUGACAAGUACCCCGAUUUCAUCCACAUCUACACCAACGGCUCCAAAAACAAAUUCGGAACAGGAGCUGCAAUGGUCACCCAGAAUGAGACAACUAAACUCGGCUUGAAUCCUUUCAACAGCAUCCUCACAGCCGAAACAUACGCACUUCUCUUGGCACUCAAUUUCAUCGACAACUCUCUAUAUUCCAAAUUCAUAAUCUUCUCGGACUCACUGUCCACCAUCCUAAAAAUCCAAAACACGAAGCAAACCAUGGAAAUGUAUAUAGUAAUCCAAGAAAUCUACGAUAGACUGAUCAAGGCUCGCAAAACAAUAAUUGUAGCAUGGAUCCUCUCCCAUGUAGACAUUCACGGAAAUGUCAUGGCCGACCUCGAAGCGAAAAUCGCAUCCACCCUACAUAUGGAGAGUCAAUCCUUGCUUAACACUUCCGUGGACAUUAUCCAACACAUCAAAUCAUUGUGGAAGCAGCCUUGGAACCGCACAUGGAGAAAUUACAAAGCAAGUCCACUCCAUAAAUCAAUCGACAACUUUUAUGAUCUAACAACAAAUCUAAACUUCAAUAGGAAACAACAAGUGGCAAUAACUCGUAUCAGAACCGGGCAUUCCAAAUUAUCACACUCACACCUUCUUAACAAUAGUCACCCCAGUCUGUGCGAAAUAUGCAAUACACCCUUAACAAUCAACCACAUCAUCCUCGAAUGCUGA